Suillus clintonianus is the source of this 729-nucleotide messenger RNA. RefSeq lists its product as uncharacterized. The record is from RefSeq and is a predicted model, not a curated record. Lineage: Eukaryota; Fungi; Basidiomycota; Agaricomycetes; Boletales; Suillaceae. The transcript has a single exon. Bases 456 to 722 code for a protein of 88 amino acids.
GAUUCGACAAGACUAAUACAAUAUGUGAAAGUCAUGAUAGGAUACAAGUACUGCGCGAGUUCAGCUACAUAUAUACGAUGGAGAUGGGCAACGGACAAGAUCGCAUUAUGAUGCGGUGGUGACCUUGUUCGCUGGAGGCUUCAGCCAGAUCUUCUCCUCGACCCCGCUUGCCAGCUGCACCCAUGAUAGAUACUGCAGAGGCAGUUCCAGCAGGGGGUUGAGCGCCGCCCCGCAGAAAUGGGCAGCUAUUGGAUUCACAUCCUUCAGCCACGGUGCUCUAGGUAACUCAUGCCGAUAUCGCGCGCAUGAACAAAAACUGACAUGCAUCACCAGGUUCCAAGUCCUACCAAUACCCAACCACAACUGGCAACGUCACGACCAUCGAGAGGACAGCGACGAACAUUACGAACCCCAUCAGAGAAUUCAGCCAGCCCUUCAUCGUCGACACGAACGUGAUGUUUGCGAGCUACGACUACCUAGGCGUGGACGCUGGUCUCUGGAACAACGGCACUGCAUACUUGCUGCUCGUUUCGAGCCUCGUCAAUGUGGAGGUGUACAUCCCGUGGAAGGACGUGGGACUGGGCGCGAUCACGAAUGCAACGACGCAGUUGCAGCGCGUGUUUUCUGUGUCGCAGAAUACGAAUGCCACUGGGCUGAACUUUAGGCCUGGGGAUAUCAUGAUAGAAGGACCGAGGAAGCAACUCGUAAUGACAUGUCACUAAUAAUAGC